Messenger RNA from Adineta ricciae, 1011 nucleotides. The record is from the annotation of a GenBank genome assembly. Lineage: Eukaryota; Metazoa; Rotifera; Eurotatoria; Adinetida; Adinetidae.
AUGUCAAAUAUCAACGCUACAAUCAUUGCUCUCAAUACAGCAGCUUCUACUAUCGCGAUAGUUUUAUCAUCAAUUAGUUUAAUACUUGGCACAGUUGGUCUUCUAUUGAAUACCGUUGUAUUUACUCAACCGAAAUUUUGUAAAAAACCAUGUUCGCUAUACUUUCUAAUCUCGACGUAUUUUAGUUUAUUCAUUACAUUGGUCGUUGUACCUGUACGUUUGUAUACGAAUAGUACUUUCAUAGAUCCAGCAAAUUACAAUCUCAUUGUCUGCAAAAUCGAAUAUUUUGUUUUCUAUUUUCCACGUACAGCAUCUUGUUGGUUGAUUGUAAUGGCAACUAUUGAUCGAUAUCUACACAGUUCAACAGAUACACGUAUUCGUCUACUUAGUUCAAUGAAGACCGCUCGAAUCACGUGUAUUGUUAUCAGCAUUACAUCUGUGCUGAUAUAUGUUCAUAUACUUGUUUAUUUCGAGAUAAAUACAACGAAAAAUCAGUUCGGUAUUGCUAUACCUUUAUGCCGAGGUCAAAAUGGAUUUUAUCGGACUUUCAUUGGAUUUUUUCAUAUGAUCGCUUAUGCACUAAGUCCAUGUUUUUUCAUGCUUCUAUUUGGUUUGCUUACCAUUCAAAAACUACGUCAAAAUCGUCGGUUACUUCCAGCAGUAAUAUGCAGUCGAAAUCAUCAUUUAAUGAAACCAUCCGAUGUUCAAUUAGUCAGUAUGCUAAUUGCUCAAGUAUUCGUUAUUAUUCUCUCCGUUUUACCGUUCUCGAUCAACAACAUCUACGCAUCAUGCACGCUCAACGUUCAAAAAGAUGCACUUCGCAUCGCUCAAGAGAAUGUGAUUACACAGACAGUCAACACCAUGACAUCGUUUGCUCAUACCACUAGUUUUUAUUUGUAUACAUUAUCCGGAAGUCUAUUUCGUCGAGAACUUUUCAAGAUAUACCGGCGUGUUCUUUGCCCAAACACUAAUCUUAGUCAUCCGAGAACUACCCAGCGAAACAACACUUAG